AUGAGCCCAUCAACCUGCCCAUACUGCGGCCACGACCUAACCGCACCGCCGUCCGCCUCGUCCAUCAAGGCCCAGUGGCCCGACGUCAAGCCGGACCAAAAGCUGGACAGGUCCGUGGCGCGCUGCUACCAGUGCGACCUGGCAAAGGCCCAUCUCGCGUACCGUAUUGAGGCCCACCACGGCGGCCGCAGGAGCUUUGAGGCCGUCCGGUCCUACUUUGCCAUCUGGGGGAAGCGCGAUCACACAAACACGCUGACCAAGAUAUCUCGCUCAUAG
Pyricularia grisea is the source of this 276-nucleotide messenger RNA. RefSeq lists its product as uncharacterized. The record is from RefSeq and is a predicted model, not a curated record. Bases 1 to 276 code for a protein of 91 amino acids. Lineage: Eukaryota; Fungi; Ascomycota; Sordariomycetes; Magnaporthales; Pyriculariaceae. The transcript has a single exon.